AUGGGCACUUUCCAAUUUAUUGGAAAAUUGCUGAGCCUCGCUGCAACAUCAUUAUGUCCCGUGGCAACCGUCUCGUCUAUUAGAGCCCUAGGUCCUCUGCUGACGGUAAUGGGAUACCGCAUAUACUAUAAAGUCCGCUUCCCAUCUUACACCUAUCUGUCUCUCAUUCCGUUGGUUUUAGGCGUUGUUAUCAUCGUCGUGUCGCAGUCUGGAGAUAAAGACUCCACAAGGGGCGCUAUAUCGGACCCGCAACUCAGCAGCCAGGAGGACGGAGAAAAAACCAUGCUGCGAGUAAUGCUUUUGGAGAAGUCCGAUUACCUCAAAGGUAUAGCAUUUGCGUUUGCGUCAGCUGUCAUUUUUGCUGGUCAAUCGAUAUACGCCAAAAACGUUGUCACUCCGUCAUCAUACUCUGCGGCUCGAGAUCCCGGAUCGCUCGCGAUCAGCAGGGGGUCAUCGGUGAACUCCGAUGUUGAGAAGUAUCCUUCUCCUUCAGAGCAUCUAAAGCCUGAACGGACUGGAGACUACGAGAUCGCUCUUGAUAAGCCAGAUAAACUUACAACUCUUAUUUAUUGUGCCACAUAUGGGAUGCUAUACUCGAUACCUGCAUUCAUCACAUACGAAAGCUACGAGCUAUUUUUCGGUGUGAGAAAAGUUUCCGAAUCCACUUUUGCCCCUAACUACGGUUACAUACCCUGGACCAUGCUGGUGCUGAACGGAAUUAGUCAUUUCAGUCAAUCAUUGCUGGCAUUCCAUAUUCUUGCUCUGCUGCCCACUGUUACAUACUCGAUCGCAGCCAUGAUGAAAAGAAUAGUCAUCAUCAGCGUCAGCAUGAUCAUUACCGGCAAAAGACUCUCCUUGCUGGAGAUCACUGGUUUGGUUCAUGUUGCUAUUGGCCUCUAUUGCUACGAUCGAUGGGGCUCGGAGCGGUAA
This is a messenger RNA of Ogataea parapolymorpha DL-1, 930 nucleotides long. RefSeq lists its product as uncharacterized. Lineage: Eukaryota; Fungi; Ascomycota; Pichiomycetes; Pichiales; Pichiaceae. The transcript has a single exon. Gene Ontology annotation, cellular component: Golgi apparatus; endoplasmic reticulum. The record is from RefSeq and is a predicted model, not a curated record. Gene Ontology annotation, biological process: phosphoenolpyruvate transmembrane import into Golgi lumen. The coding region runs from base 1 to 930 and encodes 309 amino acids. Gene Ontology annotation, molecular function: antiporter activity; phosphoenolpyruvate transmembrane transporter activity.